CCCUCAGAGCUACCCUGCACACAGCCUAAUAGGGGCCUGUCCCAGUGCUACCACCACAGGGGCAGUUUCAAGGAGUCCAACAUGGAAGAGUUUAAAGAUGCAAGCCUUCCUGAGAAAUUUCUUGACCAAUUAAAACUUUCUGAUCAGAAGUCUUCAGAGACUGCCCCCAAAGAUGCACAGACUUCCCAAAAUACUGAAAGUGGAUGUACAUCAUCUUUAGCCAAAGAUCCCACAACAACAGACGAGAGUUUCCAUGACUGUCAUGACUCCUUUGAGGCAAAAGAACCCGUGUUGGAUGAUGAUGGAAAUUUACAGAAUGAUGAGAAUAGCUCAAGGAAGCAGACAGAACUAGAUGAAGAAUACUUGCUAGAACUAGAAAAAGAUAUGCCAGAGGAAGAAAAACAGAAAAGAAGAAAGGAGAGCACAACACUGAAGGAGAAAGGAAAUGAGCAGUUCAAGAAAGGAGACUAUGGGGAGGCAGAAGACUCUUACACAAGGGCUCUGCAGAUUUGUCCAGCGUGCUUCCAAAAAGACAGGGCUGUUUUAUUUUCAAAUAGAGCUGCUGCAAAAAUGAAACAGGAGAAGAUAGAAGCUGCCCUAAGUGACUGCAGCAAAGCAGUGGAAUUGGAUCCUAACUAUAUUAGAGCUUUGCUGAGGAGAGCAGAACUGUAUGAAAAAACAGAAAAACUAGAUGAAGCUCUGGAAGAUUAUAAGGCAAUCCUAGAAAAAGACCCAUCAGUUCAUCAAGCCAGAGAAGCUUGCAUGCGAUUGCCUAGACAAAUCGAAGAGCGGAACGAAAAACUAAAGAAAGAAAUGUUAGGCAAACUGAAGGAUCUUGGGAAUCUGGUUCUCCGCCCCUUUGGCCUGUCAACAGAAAAUUUCCAGAUAAAACAGGAUUCAUCAACUGGUUCAUACUCAAUCAAUUUUGUUCAAAAUCCAAACAACAAUAGAUAGUAUUAAUUCAGUCUAGUUCUGCUGGCUUUCAGGUUUCCUGACCGUGUGCUUGCACGUACCAAUAAAAGGAUGCAGCAAACAUUCUUCACGCUCCCCAAGUGAAGAUAAGACCCAAGCAUAUUCAUUUUCCUGCUUGUGAAAUUAUUUACAGUGUGGAUGUAAAGCAAAUCAUUUGACUUCUCCUAGUGGUACCUGUGCCCAGUGUGUCAUUUUACUUUGGUUUAUUUUCAUUUCUUCUCUUGCAGUGUUUGGCUUAUCCAAAAGUCUGGGCCAUUCUUUUGGCCCAGUCAAUGCUGACAAGGAGUUAAUGCUGACAAGCAAGGCAGCUGAAUCAAAAUGCUGAUGCAGCUGCAGCCAAGCAGGGUGGGUUAACUGCAGCCAGCAACCAAGCCCCACACAACUGCUUUCUCACACCCCUCUGGUGGGACGGAGGAGAGAAUCAGGAGAGUAGAAGUGAGUAAACUCACUGGUUGAAAUAAAGACAGCUCAGCAAAAGCUGCACGCACAAGCAAAGCAAUACAAGGAAUUCAUUCACCACUUUGCCCAGGCAGGUGUUCAGCCAUGCCUGGGAAAGCAGAGCAUCAUCACAUGUUAGUUGGGGAGACAAAUUCCAUCACUCUGAACAUCCCUGCCCCCUUCCUUCCUCCCCCAGCUUUCUAUGCUGUGUGUGAUGUCAUAGGGUAUGGAAUAUUCCGUUGGGCAGUUGGGGUC
Messenger RNA from Dryobates pubescens (Downy woodpecker), 1665 nucleotides. RefSeq names its product tetratricopeptide repeat domain 1 (gene TTC1). The record is from RefSeq and is a predicted model, not a curated record. The transcript has 8 exons. Gene Ontology annotation, molecular function: protein binding. Lineage: Eukaryota; Metazoa; Chordata; Aves; Piciformes; Picidae. Bases 82 to 954 code for a protein of 290 amino acids.